CAAGGCUGUGAUUCUCACUAUACUGGUCCUGAGGAAAGGGCCUCUGUGAACUGAGGUUUUUGGUUUUUAUUGUGAUCCUUAGUUCUCAAGAGACCCCUCUUGAAGAUAUGUGCCUAUCUGGUGCCUCUGCUGUCCUCUAGAAAGCAGACGGUCUCUUCCCAUUAUGACUUCGGAAAUCACUUAUGCUGAAGUGAGGUUCCAAAAUGAAUCCAAGUUCUCAGGCAUCAACUCAGCCUCUUCUGCAGUAAUUGUGUGUCAUCCAAGAAAAGGGAAGGAGGAGGAGGAAGAAGAGGAAGUAAAGACAGAACGUAUUACUGAUAAAACUAAUUUGGCUGCUUCUUCAGCUUCCAAGGAGAGGACUGCUCCUCACGAGAGUAAUACCGGGUUUUCCAAGCUGCUUUGUGCCUCGUUGAUGGUACUUUUCCUGCUAUUGGCAAUCUCAUUCUUUAUUGCUUUUUUCAUUUUCUUUCAAAAAUAUUCUCAGCUUCUUGAAAAAAUGACUACAAAAGACCUGGUUCAUACAACAUUGGAGUGUGUGAAAAAAAAUACGACCAUGGAAGAGACAGCCUGGAGCUGUUGCCCAAAGAAUUGGAAGCCGUUUGGUUCCAACUGCUACUUUAUUUCUACUGAGUCAGCAUCUUGGCAAAACAGUGAGAAGGACUGCGCUAGAAUGGAGGCUCACCUGGUGGUGAUAAACACUCAAGAAGAGCAGGAUUUCAUCUUCCAGAAUCUGCAAGAAGAAUCUGCUUAUUUUGUGGGGCUCUCAGAUCCAGAAGGUCAGCGACAUUGGCAAUGGGUAGAUCAGACACCAUAUAAUGAAAGUUCCACAUUCUGGCAUCCACAGGAGCCCAGUGAUCCCAAUGAGCGCUGUGUUGUGCUAAAUUUUCGUAAAACAUCCAAAAGAGGGGGUUGGGGCUGGAAUGAUAUUUAUUGUGUUGUUCGUCAAAGGUCAGUUUGUGAGAUGAUGAAGAUCCACUUAUGAAUUGAACAUUCUCCAUUAACAAGUGGUUGGAUUGGCAUCUGUCAUUGUAGGGAUAGAUAAUAAGCUCUUCUUAUUUAUGUGUAAGGGAGGUCCAUAUAAUUUAGGUGGUCUGUCAGCUAUUCUACUUAUGAAAGAAUUGGUCUGUACAUUGAUUCACUUUUUCAUAAAGUGAGCAUUUAUUCAUAUGCCAAAGCCUGUACCGAAGACCCCCAUUGUGCACACAUGGAGAGAACAUGAGUCUCUCUUAAUUUUUGUCUGGUUGCUGAAGAAUUAUUUACCAAUAAAAUUGUAUGAUGUG
Molecule: messenger RNA, 1280 nt
Organism: Rhinopithecus roxellana (golden snub-nosed monkey)
Lineage: Eukaryota; Metazoa; Chordata; Mammalia; Primates; Cercopithecidae
Gene: CLEC4A
Product: C-type lectin domain family 4 member A
Exons: 7
Coding region: 164-982 (272 amino acids)
Source: RefSeq, a predicted model, not a curated record